GUGCGGACGGCGCUCACGGACCGGUGCUUCGAGACGAUGGCCGCGGCGCUCAAGCAGCGCCUCGGCGGCAACCCCGUGGGGCCCGCGGGCACGGGCAAGACCGAGUCCGUGCGCGCGCUCGGCUCGAACCUCGGCCGGCACGUCGUCGUCUUCAACUGCGACGAGGCCUUCGACCUCGGCGCGAUGGGGCGGCUGCUCAAGGGUUUGUGCCGGUCCGGCGCCUGGGGCUGCUUCGACGAGUUCAACCGCCUCGACGAGGGCAUGCUCAGCGCCGUGUCGGAGCAGCUCGAGGCGAUCCAGAACGCGCUGCUCGCGCGGAACGCGUGCGUCGACUUCGGCGGGCCCCGGGGCGACGGCGUGCCGCUCCGGCCGACGACGGGCGUCUUCGUGACCAUGAACCCGGGCUACGCGGGCCGGAGCCCGCUGCCGGAGAACCUGAAGCAGCUCUUCCGCACCGUGGCCAUGGUCCGGCCCGACUCGCGGGCCAUCGCGACGACGGCGCUCUACGCCAAGGGCUUCGAGGCCGGCGCCGCGGGCCGCCUCGCGCGGGGGCUCGUGAGCCUCCUCGAGCUCUGCGCGACGAAGCUGUCGUCCCAGUCCCACUACGAAUGGGGGCUGCGCGCC
This is a messenger RNA of Aureococcus anophagefferens, 624 nucleotides long. RefSeq lists its product as hypothetical. NCBI's taxonomy places the organism in Eukaryota, Pelagophyceae, Pelagomonadales, Pelagomonadaceae. The record is from RefSeq and is a predicted model, not a curated record. Gene Ontology annotation, molecular function: ATP hydrolysis activity; dynein light intermediate chain binding; minus-end-directed microtubule motor activity. The transcript has a single exon. The annotation marks the transcript as partial. Gene Ontology annotation, cellular component: dynein complex. Gene Ontology annotation, biological process: microtubule-based movement.